Molecule: messenger RNA, 1095 nt
Organism: Cylicostephanus goldi
Lineage: Eukaryota; Metazoa; Nematoda; Chromadorea; Rhabditida; Strongylidae
Source: the annotation of a GenBank genome assembly
AUGACACAAAGCAAAUCAUCUAUUAGUCAACAGAAGAAGCCGGAGGGAGUCAGAACACCAAAAAACCAGCCGACGACAGCGGCUAAAUCUUACAGUUCUUCAAAUCAGCAUGUGGUAACGAAGACAAUUGGACAAGAAAGUCAAUACACCACACAAGAAGCAACGGAAAAUUCCGAAGAAGCAAAUCCGUCAGUACUACUGCUCAGAGGAAAGGUACAUGUUGGUAACUUGUUGGACUCGUCUUUGAACGAUGGAGCUACGAAAAAUACUAUGGUGCCCACAGGCAGACUCAUCGUGAAUGGACUGAAACGGCAAGCCGGAUCAAUCUCGCCAUUGUCGUCGCCUAUCUCGGACAAUGUGCAACCUCCACCUAAAAGACCAGUUGUAAUUGCUAAUGCAACGUUAUCAAAGGACAAGGUUUCGCCGUCAAGUCCAGCCUCUAACUUGUACAUGCAACCGUCAGCCCACUCAGCUACCUCAGCACAUGUAAAGCCUGCUGUCCCGCACUCAGAAGGGCUUUAUCUCAUUUGCAGCAAUUCCGACAUCAUAGAUGAUACUUCGUUCACUACCACGGCAGAAUCUGAUGUUUUCGCAACAAAAACAAACCUGAGCCUGAACGUGUGUGCUUUGAAGAAUGAAGGCGAAACGUUGCAUAAAGCCUGGGAGGAGUUUCUAAAACUCAAAGAAGACGUCAAACAACAGCAGCAAGAGAUUCUAAACUCGAUACAAAAGAUGGGCCGGUACAUCGAAACCUUUAAAGCAUGGAGCAUGAAGAGUGGAAUCGACGUCAUCCAACAAGAGAUUCAAGAGGAAAAUCCGGAGGCGCAAAAGGGAACUCCUCCCACAAAACAACAAUUAUCAUCUAACAAAAGAAGGAAAAUUCGGAGGUGCGAAGGCGAGACAAGAAGCAAAGCAGUAGUGAAGAAAAGCGAAGGAAGGUUCCAGCUUUUCUUACACUAUCACAGAAGAGAGAAGAAAGCAAAAGAAGUUGUACAAUUUGUAAGAGGAAACACACAAAAAACGAAAAUUCCUCUCGCGAUGAAAAAGGAAAUCACAAGCACAGAGCACAACGCCAGUUCAGAUGAAGAAAAUUGA